GACCCGGCCGCGGCCCCGCAGCCCCGCCGCCCCGCCAUGUUCAACGUGGAGAGCCUGGAGCGCGCCGAGCUCGGCGAGAGCCUGCUCACCUGGAUCCAAACAUUUAAUGUUGAGGCACCAUGCCAGACGGUGGAAGACUUAACAAGUGGGGUUGUGAUGGCCCAGGUUCUUCAAAAAAUAGAUCCAGUUUACUUUGAUGAAAAUUGGCUGAACAGAAUCAAAACUGAAGUAGGAGAUAAUUGGAGGCUGAAGUUCAAGGUUCCUCACAAUAUUCUCAUCGGUAAACUGGACUUAAAUUCUGCAACAUGACCCUUGCGUGGCUCUUUCUGCAGCAGACUCAGGUAAGCAACCUGAAGAAAAUUUUAAAAGGAAUACUGGAUUACAACCAUGAGAUUCUAGGGCAACAGAUAAAUGACUUCACCCUUCCUGAUGUUAACUUGAUUGGAGAGCAUGCUGAUGCGGCAGAGCUUGGGAGAAUGCUUCAGCUUAUUUUGGGAUGUGCUGUGAAUUGUGAACAGAAGCAAGAAUACAUCCAGACCAUAAUGAUGAUGGAAGAAUCAGUUCAACAUGUUGUCAUGACAGCCAUUCAGGAGUUGAUGAGUAAAGAGUCUCCAGUCUCUGUUGGAAAUGAUGCUUACGUUGACCUUGAUCGGCAGCUGAAGAAAACUACAGAAGAAUUAAAUGAAGCCCUCGCAACAAAAGAAGAAAUUGCCCAGAGAUGCCAUGAGUUAGAUAUGCAGGUUGCAGCCCUCCAAGAGGAGAAGAGCAGCCUGCUUGCUGAGAACCAGAUUCUGAUGGAACGUUUAAAUCAAUCUGAUUCUAUUGAAGAUCCCAACAGUCCUGCAGGUCGUAGACACCUGCAGCUGCAGACACAGCUAGAACAGCUCCAAGAGGAAACAUUCAGAUUAGAAGCUGCUAAAGAUGACUAUCGAAUACGCUGUGAAGAACUAGAAAAGGAAAUUGCGGAAUUGAGACAACAAACAGAAGAGCUUACUACACUGGCAGAGGAGGCUCAGUCUUUGAAAGAUGAGAUAGAUGUACUCCGGCAUUCUUCUGAUAAAGUAGCCAAGUUAGAAAGCCAGGUAGAGUCAUACAAAAAGAAAUUGGAGGACCUGGGUGAUUUGCGGCGUCAAGUGAAGCUUUUAGAAGAGAAGAAUACAAUGUACAUGCAAAAUACCGUGAGCCUGGAGGAAGAGCUAAGGAAGGCCAAUGCAGCACGCAGUCAGCUGGAAACAUACAAGAGACAGGCAGUUGAACUACAAAACAGGUUAUCUGAAGAAUCCAAGAAAGCUGAUAAAUUAGAUUAUGAAUGCAAACGACUGAAAGAAAAAGUAGACAGCCUCCAAAAAGAAAAAGAUAGAUUAAGAACAGAAAGGGAUUCUUUGAAAGAAACUAUUGAAGAACUUAGAUGUGUACAAGCUCAGGAGGGUCAACUCACUACUACAGGACUGAUGCCUCUGGGAAGACAAGAGCCUUCAGACAGUUUAGCAGCAGAAAUCAUUACUCCUGAAAUAAAGGAGAAACUCAUCCGCCUUCAGCAUGAGAACAAGAUGUUAAAAUUGAACCAAGAAGGUUCUGACAAUGAGAAGAUUGCCUUGUUGCAGAGCCUUCUUGAUGAUGCAAACUUACGGAAGAAUGAACUGGAGACAGAAAACAGAUUGGUAAAUCAGAGACUUCUGGAAGUACAGUCCCAGGUUGAAGAGCUACAAAAAUCUUUGCAGGAUCAAGGUUCAAAAGCUGAAGAUUCAGUUCUUCUGAAAAAGAAACUUGAAGAACAUCUUGAGAAGCUCCAUGAAGCUAACAAUGAGCUACAGAAGAAACGAGCUAUUAUUGAAGAUUUGGAACCAAUAUGCAACAACAGUUCACUUAAAAUUGAGGAAUUACAAGAAGCACUACGGAAAAAGGAGGAGGAAAUGAAGCAAAUGGAAGAACGAUACAAAAAGUACUUGGAAAAGGCCAAAAGUGUCAUCCGCACAUUAGAUCCUAAACAGAACCAGGGUGCUGCUCCUGAGAUUCAGGCACUGAAAAACCAGUUGCAGGAGCGAGACAGAAAGUUUCAUUCCCUGGAGAAAGAAUAUGAGAAAACAAAAAGUCAAAGAGAAAUGGAGGAGAAAUUUAUCGUUAGUGCCUGGUACAACAUGGGGAUGACUCUGCAUAAAAAAGCAGCAGAAGACAGACUGGCUAGUACAGGCUCAGGACAGUCCUUCCUGGCUAGACAAAGGCAAGCCACGAGCACAAGGAGAUCUUAUCCUGGUCAUGUCCAGCCAGCAACAGCAAGGUAGAGAAGCCUUGGCCUUAGAAAGAAAACUGCCCUGUGAUCCAGGCCACUUCUAUUGCAAGUGACAACAUUCAAGGAAAAUAAACCAGCAUCCUUUCUCUUUCUCCCUUGUUACUGCUAUUAUUUUACAGUUCAGGAAAAGGUUUUAUUAUGUCUUCUUAUUGCUCUGUAAUGCCCUUUGCUUAUAUUUUUUGGAGUUCAUUUCUCUCUGCAUUUUCUGAAUGUGCCAAAACUUUGAAAAUAUCUAGGAGAGUGCUGUAUAAUAACAGUCUUAUUUAUAUGAAGCCUGGUCUGUUACAAAAAACCUCAUGUGGAUCAUGUGACAGUGGAGAUAUCCUGUCACAGUUGGUACUUUGGUGCCUGUAAGGCUUUAUGCUUUAUAAGACUGUUUCUGUUCAAAGGGAAUUAGCUUUUCAUCUCCUGUUGAUUCAGAAAAAUGCUGAAAUCUCAUUACAGAAAUGCAAAGUUGGAUUAUAAUAUUAUUGUGAAAUAUAUUUCAUACUAAAAAAAUCACCAAUGCAAAAAGAAAGAUUGGGGUUUUUUUUUAAUCUCCUAAGUGCAAAGUUUGCUCUUAUUCUUGGCAUUUAGGGAAGCAGGAUGAUAUUUUUCCAGGUUUUUCUUUAUCAACUGGUUUUACCUCUUUUGCUGGUAGAAAUUAAUAUUUUCAAAUGGUUUAUUCCACUCUUCUUUGUCAAGUGUAUGCCUAAAUACAUAUUCUAAAAAGUUGGAGAAGUAUUUAGCAUGUGCUAACCUGCUACUCUAUCAUCCAUUUAAAAAGGACAUUUGUUCUAAAAUUUUAUGAUUGUGGAUGAACAAUACGUAAUGGAUCAAGGCCCCAGUUAAUAUUGUUAAUGUAUUCCAGUGGUCAUCCCUACUACAAGACUUGCUUUUGCUAUAUUGAUUCAGGGUAUAAUUUUAUCUGUUGCCUUACUAAUGGUAUCAGUGCCUUCAGGUGAGUUUAUUGCUGACUUUGUUGGAAACAGGCUGUGAUUUGUUGUACUGCCUUUUUAGUAUAUAGCUGAUUAAUAGUUGUAACACCUUCUUGUUGAUCAGUGGAUGGAGGCUUCUCUUAUUUAGGUUCUGUUCUUACAAAAUUGUGCUUUUUCCCUGACUAGUUCUAUGCAUUCCCUGUCAUUUUUGUCAAAGAGUUGAUGGACACGGAGAACCUGAGUAUUGGCUGGAAGUUUCAUAUUCAUGCGUCUUAUUGUGAUUCAGUUUCAAAUUUAGAGGCUGGCUUUAAAUUUAGGUUUUUAUUUAGAGGGUGUUUGGACUCUAAUGCACAUGUAGUUGGUUUAUAAAUUCAUUCUUUCACCUGAUUUUAAUGCCCUUUUAAGUGGAGAUGUUUAUUUUUCCAUAAAUCCCUUUAGAGAAAAGAUACUAGCAUUUAUCAGUCAUCUGAAUGUCUGUUUCAAUUCACAACUUGAGUAGAAUGAGCAGUGGAUAAUUAAAACAGGCACACCUAGAUUAAAGGGUAAUGAACAGGUGAAUGACAUUUUUAGGUACUGUUGUUCUAUCCUCAAGUGCAUCAUCUGUUUUAAUCCAGGCUAAGAAAUGCUUUCAGUUACGUGUCUGAAAAAUAUUUUCAGCUGCAGUUACACCACCACCCCACACCCCCAAGACCCCCACUUCCCAGAGAACAGAUACUGAAUUCUACAUAUAGUUUUGUCUUUUAAUCCUCACAUUAGGGAAAAAACGUUUUUUUAAAAAUUUUCUGCACUUAUGCAGUGUAUUACUGAUUCGGGCUGUGCUUGCAAAAAUUAGAUGAGAUAUUUCAAGUUUCUUAUGUGCAGAAAGAUAACAAUGCAGAGGAAGUUGUGGAUAAUUUCUGUAGUUCAGUAAGGUGAUAUACUCAAUCUGUUGUCUCUCACUGAGAUACAAAAUGCUCUGUAUACAAAAGGCUAUCUGUAAUUAUCUAGACAAUUACAGUUUGUCUGGGAUAUCUUUUACUUACCUUGUGCAAUGGAUUUUAAUAAUUUGAAGAACUCUUUACCACAUGCUAUGUGUGAACAGGAGCAAGACCAUUCCUCUGAGGGAAUUCGAUGUUCCUAUUUGAGGUUACAGCAUUUUAUAUCACCCAGAGCCUAAGAAUACCGAAAGCUCCAUUUUUAUUUUAAUUUUAAUCUAGCUAACUUUUUCUGUUACUAAACUGCCAAGGGCUAUUUGUGCAAGAAAGGGAUGGAAGCUUAAUGGGAAGUAUUAUCUCUUAAUUUUGUCUAGUAAUUUAAUUACUUCUUGCUCUUAAUUAGGUGCAGUUCUAAAAUAACUUGAACACAAUCAGCAUGCUAGAAUUAAAGUAAUUGCUUUUAUGAUGUUAGUAUUUGUUUUACUGUUUUGCCUCCAAAGUUUUGAUGACAGGCUGAGAGUUAGGAGAUGAACAGAUGCUGGUUGGAAGCUUUGUCUUACGCUUUUACUUUCUUGUCUCUCUCAUAGUUUCUUUUAGUUCUUGGUUGUUGGCUUUUCUGUUCUUUGUGAUUCUGUCUUUCCUUUUUCCAUGAAGAUAAGACACUGAAGUGUUUUCUGUAGUUGUUUUCAAAAACAGAUAGCAUGAUUAUAUAGCAUCAAAGAUCAGCACAAGACUCAUACUGAAUAUGAGUUUUACUCUUGCUUCUUAGGCAAGUGAACAAUCAUUUUAUCUUAGAGAAUUUACAAACUUGCAGAAAUUCUGGUAUUUCCCAGAAUUAAUAUUGAAUAUAAAAACCUAAAAAUGUACUGCACUCUUACAGAUAUAUUCUCAGUUGCUGUCAGAUUCUAGUAAGUUAUUUUUUAUGUCUUCUUUUAGUAAUUAAGAGGAGUCCAAUUCUUUCUUCUUCACUGCUUUACUACUUUAAUUUUCUGCAUACAUCCAUUCUUAAUCUUUGUGUGUGGAUGAAUGCAAGAGCUGAACAUUAAACCUUCUCUUUCACAGCAAUGGCUUCUUUAUUCAGAGGGGUCAGCUUUGUUAUUUCACUUGCUUGUGUAUCUUUGUAAGCAGUGUGUAUUAAGAAAAAGAGGGAGCUCAGACUGUGACUCCAGGGAAAGGAACAAUAAACACAUAUGUAGGGGAGCUACCAGUGUGUGUUCCCUAUUUGUCUUACAUUGAGUAAUAAAAAAAAAUAUAAGCAAAAGCCCCAAUCUAUGGAACAGAAUUCUGUUAGUACAUUAGAUAGUUCAGAGAAUGUAUUUUUGGGAAUACUUUUUUCCCCUGAGGCAAGAAAGACUGUUUACAUCAAAACUGCAGUGGCAAUUACUAAGCCAAUGCUAUAUCCUGUCCAGUUCACUACAGAAAAAAACCUUACAACUGAGCUUAAAGAAAAGAGGUUCUCCAGGUCAGAGAUAAAACAGUUGAGGUGUUCAUGAGAGUACUUGCAGGGCACUGUGCUGAGGAUCUGCCCAGAAUAAUCUUUCUGACAGAUUUUAAUUGAUGCCAAUAAAAGAUAACAGAUAAAUAGAUAAAUAUUUUCAUUGUUUAGAGCUGAAGCUUAGUUUCUGACCUAAAAGGAUGUGUUCAGAUGUGCAGUCCAGUUCACGUACUUCUGUGGAGGGUUGAGUUUUUUAGCAUAUCUGAUCAGACAUUACAGAAAAAAAAAAAAAUUCAAGUUCCCUGUUUUCUUGAUAGCAACACCUAACCAGAUCAUAACAUGCAUUUUCUAAGUGCUUUGAAAACUGAAGUACUCUGAUUUAAAGGUUGUGUGUUCCACCCACAGUGCAAAGGUAAAUACAUGUCCAGAAUAUACAACCUUGUAUAUUGCAAAAUGAAAUAAAUAUGUAAUGGCUACAAGAUGCCUUUCAUUCUGUUUGGAAGAAAUCAAACGGCAAUCUUGUCCUGUUGAAGUGUCACUCGUGUUAGCAGUAAUGCUUCUGCAAGUGUUUUGUGGCUCUUUGUUCUGUAAGGAGCGCUGACAUUUUUAUAUAUGUAUGAAAGAAUUAACAAUGACUAUUCCUAUUACUGCUUUAUUAUGAUCUCAAAUAGUAAGUGGUAUGUGUAAGCUGUCAAGAAAAUUUAAAAGUUUUUUGGCAAUUUUAAAGUCUUUGGUAUUUUGACAUGUGCAAGUAGCUUUUGCUUUUCCUGUCUCUAGUAUAUGAGACUAUACACUUAACAGAUUUUCUUCUUGUUAGUGGCUUGGAGAAAGACUAUGCUGAAUGUGGCUUGCUUUCCUUUUUCCUAUAAAGUAAAGCAGUAUUUCAGUUUUACUUACUGUAUAGAAAUUUUUUUAUUUGUGCCCAACAUAUUGACUUUUUGCAAGGAUUGAUGAGGGAGGUAUUUUUGCACUCAGCUAUGCUAUGCUGAUUUUGCACAUGUGUUUUAGGUAGAAUGUGAACUCUGUGUUUUGCAGUAAGAUAGUGUUGAUAAACUUCAGUAUCUCCUAACCAAAUUUAGCAGGCAUUUUCCUCACCUGGCAUUGCAUAAAUAAACAGCUAAAUGGAUUUAUCAGGCUGUACUUCCAAGUGGUGAGGUUUUUGGAGUGAAUGUCAUAUUCUAGGUAGGAUCCUAGCCAUGCCUCCAGUUUGUCACUCCUAAGGAAUCAAAAAUAUGUCCUGACAUGGCUGAUUGGAUUGCCUUACUUCUGUAACCUUACUCAGCCACUGCAACCUCAGACUUCUUGUAUCUGGUACAGUGAAACCCUGUAAAUUUUGACUGUGAUGCCAGCUCCAUUGUACCAUUUGGUGAUGCUGAGGACUUAGCUAGCUUCGUCCUCUGUUUUUCUUUGAUUAUAUUUUUGUGUAUUCAUUGACAUGUUGGGACAUAAAGUUUAUUUUUAAAAUGCAUUAGCUCACUGAAUUAGGCAAUGAAUGAAUGUUGAUUGGGGGGCUUGUCAAGGAAACUUGACAAAUCAUACCGUCCCAUGGGGCAUUGAAACAGCACCUGACAGUUUAGCCACAGCUUCCCAGACAGAUUGUCCUGAUGUCAGAUUGUAGUCAGUGGAUCAGUAGGAACUUGUGCUGACUGCUGUACUUGAAGUCCUCAUCUGCUGGGGAUGGUCUUGCUGUCAGCUUUUCUGUGGUCCAGAUUCUACCUUCACCUUUGGGCCUUGCCAAGGUAGUGCAGGAGUAUCCUGAAAUGUAUUUCUGCAUCAUUUGGCUCUGGUGGCAAAUCAUGAGUUUGCUCUGCUGCUGUUUGCUGUGCAUGUAAAGUCGUUUGGAAAAUUGCAUAUCCUUCUGUCCCCUUUGCAUAUGGUGUCAUUUCCAGGCUGAAAAUAGAUUGCAUUUGGCAGAUAAAAAAUUUCUUGCAGCUAUGUCUUGCUGCUAUGGGUCUCAGAGAAUGAUUCAUACAACAUGAAAAAUACUCCUAGCAGAGGGAAAUACAGGUCAUUUGGGCAGCCUUUCCUUUCUUGUGCUGAUUUUAUUAAUUGCUUUGCAUUAGAGAGGUCCUUUGUGAUCAGAUGCAGUGAUUUCAGAAAGAGGAACGUGUUUGUUUCAAUUGUUUGUCAGCACUUUGAAGGACUGCUGACUAUUGUAGCAUGGCAUAGAUCUGAAAUACUGCAAAAGCAAGUAUUUCCACAGGUAUAGAGUAGUAUAUUCUGGAAAUGGAAAUUGAAUCCCUAAUGAUUAUACCUAACUUGAAGAGAAGAGAG
This is a messenger RNA of Pseudopodoces humilis (Tibetan ground-tit), 7830 nucleotides long. The record is from RefSeq and is a predicted model, not a curated record. NCBI's taxonomy places the organism in Eukaryota, Metazoa, Chordata, Aves, Passeriformes, Paridae.